Messenger RNA from Macaca mulatta (Rhesus monkey), 5746 nucleotides. Lineage: Eukaryota; Metazoa; Chordata; Mammalia; Primates; Cercopithecidae. The record is from RefSeq and is a predicted model, not a curated record.
CUGUCUUACAAGAGUGAACCACCGUGCCUGGCCAAUAAUUCCUUUUUAAAAAGCAGCUCACCCUUAUUGUCAUGUGUGGGCUUAAUUGAAGUUCACUUUCAGAAAUCAUUUAUCUUCACACCAGCCGUAUAAAGCAGGCACUGCCGGUCCCAGUCUAUGGUAGAGGGGAGGGCAGAGGAGCCGUGAGGGUGACCAGGCACUGCGGGUCGGCGCUGGGUCUGGGCAGACCAGGACUCCUGCCCCUGGCCAGUCAUGGCAUCUUGACCCCCGGCAGCCCUUGCUGUUGGCAGUGAGCACCACACACAGGGCUCACGCGAGCACAUACAUAUCUGCACACACCAGCAGCCUUGUGUUGAGCUGGCUGUCAGCCUCCACCCUGCUCCAGCUUGAACCGGGCUGGCUCCUUGCAGGACCAGGAGGGUGUCCACCAACUGGACACGGAGACCAACCCUCCCUCAGCCCUGCCUGGGUUUAAACCCCAGACCCCAGAGCUGAAGGGUUGCCUGUGCUCAGCCCCUGAGCCCCUGCCUCCCGCUGGUCCCUAAGCCCUCCAGACAGGGCUGCAGAGCCACAGCUGCAGCCGCUCCUGGGAUGCUGGGAGCUCAUCAGAGGCCCACACAGCUCUAACUACUACGAGCCUGAUUACAGUUCAACUCCCGGAUUCACCGAUCAGGUAACAUGGCUGGAUAAACCCGUGACUCAGCAAUCUGUAAGUAAAUAAUUCAACCGCAGAGCCCAGUGCACAGACCACUGCCUGCAGGUCGGCGCCAGAGCCACCACCUCCACUCUCCCAGCCGCUCACGGGAGCCAGAGGGCCCUGCGGUCCUCAGUGGUCUUGCCAGCCCCUCGCCAUCCCAGGGCCCUCUGCGCCUGUGAGGACUCCCUCAGGUAAGAACAAUCCUGGGCCUAGAUCUCAGUCAUAUCAGAGGGGGGCGUGGGAGCCGAGGCCAGAAAUGCCCUGGACUUGUGAUUUCUUAGGGGCACCCUCAGGCUCAAGGCAGGUGGCCCUACUGUACACACCUGGACCCCAGGGGCUUGGGGUGGGCUUCAGGGCAUCCAAGGACCCAGUGUGGUGGGGUCUUCCACGGACGGGGACACAACUCUUGCAAUGUUGCCUGAGGGCCAGGACCCCUGCUCUGGGCCCCAGGGAUACUGUGCCCAGCCUGCGUGUGUCAACCUACCAGGCUUGACCCACUCCUCCAACACACCCCCCAGGAGACUGCAGCUCCCACACCCUGGGCCAGCGUGCAAAUAGCAGGCUUAGCCCAGGCUGCAGGGUGUCCUGGGGACCUGGUGCCCUGGGAGCAAAGUCUUUGCCUAACAUUGCUGAGAAGUUUUUAAAGCGAAAGUACAUUGGAGUCUGCAAACAGGACAGACCCAGGGCCUCACAUGGGACCGGUCAGGCCUCUAAGCACCGCCUCCCUAACGCCACGGUGCUUUCCGAGGGCAAAGGAAAGGUCAGGUGCCCUUCCGGCUCUGCCAGCCCAGGGUGGCUGUGUGCAGCGGGCUAGGUCCUCUCGAUGCUGCCUCGGGACAGUGUGUCAUGGCCGUUCCACAGUGAGCUGGUGCAGCCUGGGAAGGGGCGCCUCAUGUCCCAGAACUGUCUGGGCAGGGGAAACAGAUGCCAGUCACCCUCCUCCCCUCCCAGCUGGCCCUUAUGGGGCCCCUGUCUAGGCAUACUCAGAAUUCUGUUUCAAGGCCAAGUGGAUGGGCUGGGCUGGUGUCUGAACGCUGCUCCCCCGGCAGACUUGGGGUCCCAGCACCCACAAGGCUUGGCAGAGACGUAGGAGGCCUCUUCCUGAGACUUCCGCCAGCCCCAGGACCCACAGGGCAGGUUGCGGAGGGGUGGGGAAGGUAUCUCCGAGAGAGGAGGCGAUGGUUUGGAUGGGGAAGGGAGGGUUCUGGUGUGGACAUGGGGUGGACAGCAGGACCGUUCGCCAGCCUGGGGAGCGGGAGGUGGAUGCAGAGCAGCCAGACUCAGGCUUGCCUGCACCUGUGUCCACUGACUGUGACAUUCUGACCCCAAGCACACGUGUGUGCGGCGGCAGCCCAGCCUGUUCCCUCCCCGUUGGGCGGGUGAGCUUCAGGAGGCUACAGGGUGGGUUUUAGGCAGGAAAUGCAGAGCCAGUGGGCCACAGCUGAGCCUGGACAGGGUCCUGCCACUCCACCCCUCAGCGCUGCUGGCCUCAGCACAGCCCGUGGUAUGCGCUUGGUGUCGUAAUCCCAUCUCACCCCACGAUGGGUUCUGGAGCCGCCAGGGCCUGGCGUCCAUCCAUACCGGGCAGGGGGCUGGGGCCCGCACUGCCCAGAGAAGGCCCAGCACCAAUCCCCGGCCCUGGGUGGGUGAGGGGUCCGCCCCAAGGGGCCCGCUGCUGCCCGGGACCUUGUCGUUUGGCCCUGGAUCCAGGGGCUCCUGUGACCAUGCCCUCUUCUCGGCUGCAGGUUGGCCACAGGACCUGACGCUGCAGGAUGGACGAGUGCCCUGAGCCUCUGCAGCAGGACAGAGGGCCGGUGCUGGUCCGACGGCAGCGCCCAGCACCCCAGGGUCUGUGUGAGAUGCUGAAGGCCAGGCUGUGGCGGAGCUGCUCGUGCAGCGUGCUGUGCGCCCGGGCGCUGGUGCAGGACCUGCUCCCCGCCACGCGCUGGCUGCGUCAGUACCGCCCGCGGGAGUACCUGGCAGGUGACGUCAUGUCCGGGCUGGUCAUCGGCAUCAUCUUGGUGCCUCAGGCCAUCGCCUACUCAUUGCUGGCCGGGCUGCAGCCCAUCUACAGCCUGUAUACGUCCUUCUUCGCCAACCUCAUCUACUUCCUCAUGGGCACUUCGCGGCACGUCUCCGUGGGCAUCUUCAGCCUGCUUUGCCUCAUGGUGGGGCAGGUGGUGGACCGGGAGCUCCAGCUGGCCGGCUUCGACCCCUCCCAGGAAGGCCUGCAGCCUGGGGCCAACAGCAGCAUCCUCAACAGCUCAGCUGCCAUGCUGGACUGCGGGCGUGACUGCUACGCCAUCCGCAUUGCCACCGCCCUCACGCUGAUGACCGGGCUUUACCAGGUCCUCAUGGGCGUCCUCCGGCUGGGCUUCGUGUCUGCCUACCUCUCACAGCCACUGCUCGACGGCUUUGCUAUGGGGGCCUCCGUGACCAUCCUGACCUCGCAGCUCAAGCACCUGCUGGGUGUGCGGAUCCCGCGGCACCAGGGGCCCGGCAUGGUGGUCCUCACAUGGCUAAGCCUGCUGCGCAGCGCUGGGCAGGCCAACGUGUGCGACGUGGUCACCAGCACGGUGUGCCUGGUGGUGCUGCUAGCUGCGAAGGAGCUCUCAGACCGCUACCGACGCCGCCUGCGGGUGCCCCUGCCCACGGAGCUGCUGGUCAUCGUGGUGGCCACACUCGUGUCCCACUUCGGGCAGCUCCACAGGCGCUUUGGCUCCAGCGUGGCCGGCGACAUCCCCACGGGUUUCAUGCCUCCUCAGGUCCCGGAGCCCAGGCUGAUGCAGCGUGUGGCCCUGGAUGCCGUGGCCCUGGCCCUCGUGGGCGCGGCCUUCUCCAUCUCGCUGGCGGAGAUGUUCGCCCGCAACCAUGGCUACUCUGUGUGCGCCAACCAGGAGCUGCUGGCUGUGGGCUGCUGCAACGUGCUACCCGCCUUCCUCCACUGCUUCGCCACCAGCGCCGCCCUGGCCAAGAGCCUGGUGAAGACAGCCACUGGCUGCCGGACACAGCUGUCCAGUGUGGUCAGCGCCACCGUGGUGCUGCUGGUGCUGCUGGCGCUGGCACCGCUGUUCCACGACCUCCAGCGAAGCGUGCUGGCCUGCGUCAUCGUGGUCAGCCUGCGGGGGGCCCUGCGCAAGGUGUGGGACCUCCCACGGCUGUGGCGGAUGAGCCCGGCCGACGCGCUGGUCUGGGCGGGCACCGCGGCCACCUGCAUGCUGGUCAGCACAGAGGCCGGGCUGCUGGCCGGCGUCAUCCUCUCGCUGCUCAGCCUGGCCGGCCGCACCCAACGCCCACGAGCCACCCUGCUGGCCCGCAUCGGGAACUCGGCCUUCUACGAGGAUGCCACAGAGUUCGAGGGCCUCGUCCCCGAGCCCGGCGUGCGGGUGUUCCGCUUUGGCGGGCCGCUGUACUACGCCAACAAGGACUUCUUCCUGCGGUCACUCUACAGCCUCACAGGGCUGGACGCGGGGUGUGUGGCUGCCAGGAGGAAGGAGCGGGGCUCAGAGUGGGAGGUCGGCGACGGAGGCCCUGCCCAGGGCAAGGACCUGGGCGCGGUUAGCAGCAGGGCUGCGCUGGCGCCUGCGGCGGCCGGCUUCCACACAGUGGUCAUCGACUGUGCCCCGCUGCUGUUCCUGGACGCAGCCGGCGUGACCACGCUGCAGGACCUGCGCCGAGACUAUGGGGCCCUGGGCAUCAGCCUGCUGCUGGCCUGCUGCAGCCCCCCUGUGAGAGAUGCUCUGAGCAGAGGAGGCUUCCUUGGGGAGGGCCCUGGGGACGUGGCUGAGGAGGAGCAGCUGUUUCUCAGUGUGCACAAUGCCGUGCAGACAGCACGAGCCCGCCACAGGGAGCUGGAGGCCACUGACGCCCACCCGUAGCAGGGCCAGGCCUGUCCAGCAGCCUCUGCUCCCUCCAGGGGCGCCCACAGCAGACGUCUGCAAGCCACUGCUGAGACCCUUCCCAGGGAGGAGCCGCCCAAGAGCUGCACUCUUGUGCCACAGCUGCCCUGGGGAAACCGGGGAACCCCGACUGGGUAAGGAGCCCCUCUGAUCACACGCAGGACCCAAACACUCAGAAAUCAAGAACUUCUGCCUCCAAGACAGGCUGGCCCAUAGUGCUGGCUGGGUCUCAAUGCUCCACACCCUUGCUGUCCCUCGGCUCAGCAGGGAUGGGCCUGGCCUGACGCUCGGGGUUGACAUCUUAUUUGAACAAGGGCCCCCCAACAUUAUGCAGCCUCCAAGGUGCCAAGAGGACCCCCUAUGCCCUGGCCUGCCUAGUGCCCAUCCUGCUGGUAGGAGCCAGCGGCUCCGGCCAAGAGCAUGAGGGUCUCUGUGUUUCCAGAAGGCCCCACACACCCAAGUGCCCCUCACACCUUGUGCCUCCCUGUCACAGGGUGGCCACCUGCACCAGCAUCAGGGCCCAGGGUGCUGUGACCAGUUAAGACCUCCCCUCAGUUCUCAGGUGCUGGCCCUGCCCAGCCCAGUCAGCAAACACACAGGGAUGCUCAUGGGUGCACGAGAAGACAGGUGUGGCACAGCCCACCCUGAGCUUCCAGGGAGACCUGCAGGAAGCCCACCGUGCCCCAUGCAGGGGCUCCCUCCAGCACACAGCCCUCACCCCAGCACGGCCAGCAAGGACACGGUGCUUCGGCGGAAAGUGGGGAACAAGGGGUCUUCUGAGCAGUCCCCAGCCCUGCCCCUCCCGUCUGUGCCUCUGUAAGGGGCUCUGGGACACCCAGGCCCCACCCGUCGCCCACCUGGUGGUGACAAGCUCCAGCAGCCAGUGGGUCCGGACCUGCUCGAUGCCACGGUGAGGGACGGCGCCCACAUAGGCGAGGUUGAGUUGCUGGUCCCAGCUGAGGACGUACUGGUCAGCCUGGCUGUGUGGCAGCGGGGGGCUGGGGACAGCAAAGGGGCGGCUCAGUCCCGAGGCUCAGCAUGGCUGGCAGCGCGGCCCACACACACGUUCAAGCCCAGGACUGCCCGGGCGCGGGAUUCAGGCGCUGCGCGUGCGCUCAGUGACUAAUAAAAUGACCCUUAGGGCCAAGGA